This is a messenger RNA of Medicago truncatula (barrel medic), 5279 nucleotides long. RefSeq names its product ARF guanine-nucleotide exchange factor GNOM. Bases 371 to 4792 code for a protein of 1473 amino acids. Lineage: Eukaryota; Viridiplantae; Streptophyta; Magnoliopsida; Fabales; Fabaceae. The transcript is spliced from 3 exons. Gene Ontology annotation, molecular function: guanyl-nucleotide exchange factor activity. Gene Ontology annotation, biological process: regulation of ARF protein signal transduction. The record is from RefSeq and is a predicted model, not a curated record.
UUACAAAUUUACGAAGAAACAUAGUAUAUAGAAAUUUUAAGCAGGUAUGUAUGAAUGAAUGAAUGAAUAUGAUGAUGAUGACGAUGUGUGUAGCAGAGAAAUGUGAAAACAGAGAAAAUUGAGAUUGCUAUAGUAACCUGUGAAGAAAGGGUAUAACACACACAAUUCCAAAUCCAAAUAACGAAGAAGAAGAAGAAGAAGAUCCCAACAACUGCAUCGUAGGAAUCUUCUCGGAUGAUUUCCAAUUCCACACUCCUCCAAUCAAUGUAACUGAACCAGCUUCGAUUUAUGCCCCAAACCCAUCACUUUCUCUGGCUUUUGUUCAUCUCUGCAUUCUUCUAGUAAAUGUCAAGUCAAUCCUUUUGUUAAAAUGGGACAUCUAAACAUGCAAAUGCCAGCUGGUGUCAAUGGAAUAGAGGAUCAAUCUCAGCAAUUUGGUGCUGGAUAUCCUAACAAAACUACGAUAGCAUGCAUGAUCAAUGCAGAAAUUGGUUCUGUUUUGGCAGUUAUGCGAAGAAAUGUUAGAUGGGGGGUUCAUUAUAUGUCAGAUGAUGACCAAUCAGAGCACUUCCUCGUUCAGUCUUUGAAGACACUGAGAAGACAGAUUUUCUCAUGGCAGAAUCAAUGGCAUUCCAUCAAUCCUGCCUUGUAUCUCCAACCUUUUCUUGAUGUGAUUCAAUCAGAUGAAACCGGUGCACCAAUUACAGGUGUUGCUCUGUCGUCAGUUUACAAGAUCUUAACUCUGGACGUGAUUGAUCAAAACACUGUCAAUGUUGUCGAUACCAUGGACUUGGUGGUUGAUGCUGUCACAAGUUGCAGAUUUGAGGUGACUGAUCCUGGAUCAGAAGAAGUCGUAUUAAUGAAGAUUUUACAAGUACUUCUAGCAUGUGUCAAAAGCAAAGCAUCUGUAAUACUUAGUAACCAACACAUUUGUACCAUAGUGAAUACCUGCUUCCGUAUAGUUCAUCAAGCAGGAACUAAAGGUGAGCUGUUGCAGCGGAUAGCUCGAUAUACAAUGCAUGAACUUGUUAGGUGUAUAUUCUCCCACCUUCAAGAGAUUGACAUUGCAGAGCCCGCGUUGAUAAAUGGGAGCACCACUUCAAAACAAGAGACCCGUGAGCUAAAUAACGAGCAUGCUUCGGAAAGCAGACAAUUUGAAAAUGGGAGCCUGAACUCUGCAUAUGAUGGCCAACCUUCGUCCACAGGCCUUGCUUCCAGUACUGCAUAUGUUGGUACAGUAACUGUAAUGCCUGAAAACACAACUACUGCUAGCAGUGAUAAGGAGAACGAUAUAAGAGAGUUGCAGCUCAUGACUGAACCAUAUGGAGUUCCUUGUAUGGUGGAGAUAUUCCACUUCUUGUGUUCUUUGUUGAAUGUUGUUGAGCAUAUGGGGAUGAAUCCUAGAUCAAACACACUAACAUUUGAUGAAGAUGUGCCUCUUUUUGCCUUAACUUUGAUUAAUUCAGCCAUUGAGUUGGGAGGGCCUUCCUUUCGUCAUCACCCUAGAUUACUGAGUUUGAUUCAAGAUGAAGUAUUCCAUAUUCUUAUGCAAUUUGGUUUGUCAAUGAGUCCCCUUGUACUUUCUUUGGUGUGUAGCAUUGUUCUCAAUUUGUAUCACCAUCUUCGUACAGAACUCAAGUUACAGCUAGAAGCAUUUUUUUCUUGUGUGAUUUUGAGGCUUGCACAAAGCAAAUAUGGGGCUUCAUAUCAGCAACAGGAGGUUUUGAUGGAGGCACUUGUUGAUUUGUGCAGGCAAAAGACAUUCAUGGUGGAGAUGUAUGUUAACUUUGAUUGUGACAUUUCUUGCAGUAAUGUCUUUGAAGAUAUUGCUAAUUUGUUGUCCAAAAGUGCUUUUCCUGUAAAUAAUCCAUUAUCUUCCAUGCAUAUUCUUGCUUUGGAUGGUCUUAUUGCUGUAAUGCAGGGAAUGGCCGAUAGGAUAGGUAAUGGAUUUGUCAAUUCUGAACAUUCUCCUGUGAAUUUUGAAGAGUACAUACCGUUCUGGCUGGAGCAUUGUGAAAAUUUUGGUGACCCAAAUGAUUGGGUUCCUUUUGUCCGCCGAAGAAAGUACUUCAAGCGAAGAUUGAUGAUUGGAGCUGAUCACUUCAAUCAUGAUGCUAAGAAAGGCCUUGAGUUUCUCCAAGGAGCACAUCUUUUGCCCGACAAACGUGAUCCCCAAAGUGUUGCCUGCUUUUUCAGAUUCACCGCUGGAUUGGAUAAGAAUGUCAUUGGUGAUUUCUUAGGAAAUCAUGAUGAAUUCUGUGUUCAGGUUCUUCGUGAAUUUGCUAGAACGUUUGAUUUCCAAGAUAUGACCUUAGACACAGCCCUGCGCAUAUUUCUGGAGACUUUUAGGCUGCCUGGAGAAUCACAGAAGAUACAUAGGGUGCUUGAAGCUUUCUCUGAGAGAUAUUAUGAACAGUCACCGCAUAUCCUAGCUAAUAAGGAUGCUGCUCUUGUGUUGUCAUACUCAAUUAUAAUGCUUAAUACGGAUCAGCACAAUGUGCAGGUCAAAAAGAAGAUGACAGAAACAGAUUUUAUCCGGAAUAAUAGACACAUAAAUGGCGGCAACGAUCUACCUCGAGAAUUCCUGUCAGAGAUCUACCAUUCAAUUUGUAAGAAUGAAAUCCGCACAACCCCUGAAUCAGGCUUUGGAUCUCCUGGAAUGACCCCAAGUCGGUGGAUUUCUCUAAUACACAAGUCAAAAACAACUGCUCCAUACAUCGUAUCUGAUUCCAGAGCAUACCUAGAUUAUGAUAUGUUUGUUAUAUUGUCAGGCCCAACAAUUGCUGCCGUUUCUGUGGUAUUUGAUAAUGCUGAAAACGAAGAGGUAUACCAAACAUGUAUAGAUGGAUUCUUAGCUAUUGCAAAGAUAUCUGCUUACUAUCAUCUUGAAAAUGUUCUUGAUGAUCUGAUUGUCUGCCUCUGUAAGUUCUUCACCAUUUUGGAUCCAUUAUCAGUUGAGGAAUCUGUCCUAGCCUUUGGUGAUGACACAAAAGCACGAAUGGUAACUGAGACUGUUUUCACUAUUGCAAGUAGGUAUGGUGAUUACAUCCGCACUGGGUGGAGGAAUAUUCUUGAUUGUAUCUUCAGAUUGCACAACUUAGGCCUUCUUCCCACUCAUUUGGCCAGUGAUGCAGUUGAUGAGUCAGAGCCUUCUACAAAAACUGGACGUGGGAAACUUAAUUCAAAUUCUUUCUCAUCAACUCAUCUUCAAUCUAUUAGUACUCCAAAGAGAUCCUCGGGGUUAUUGAGCAGGUUUAGUCAACUGUUAUCUCUUGCCACUGAUGAGCCAAGAGCAAUACCAACCGAAGAACAACUGGCCGCUCAUCAUCAAGCCGUACAAACAAUUCAAAAGUGUCACAUCGACAGCAUAUUCACUGAAAGUAAAUUCUUGCAGGCUGAAUCCCUAUUGCAGUUGGUAAGAUCACUCAUCAAUGCUGGAGCUCAAUCUCAGAAGGGGAGCAAAAAAUCUCAGAAUGAAGACACUUCUGUUUUCUGCCUGGAGUUGCUGGUAGCAAUCACUCUGAAUAACAGGGACAGGAUUGGGCUUAUAUGGAAGGGUGUUUAUGAGCACAUAUCCAAUAUUGUUAAAUCAACCGUGAUGCCAUGUGCACUGGUAGAAAAGGCUGUUUUUGGACUUCUGAGGAUUUGCCAUCGCUUACUUCCUUAUAAAGAGAACAUGGCCGAUGAACUUUUAAAGUCCCUGCAACUUAUCUUGAAGCUUGAUGCACUGGUCGCAGAUGUAUAUUAUGAUCAGAUUACACAGGAAGUCAGUCGCCUUGUUAAGGCGAAUGCAUCUCGUAUUAGAUCUCAUAUAGGAUGGCGGACGAUCACAUCGCUGCUUUCCGUCACUGCUAGACACUUGGAAGCAUCUGAGGUUGGAUUUGAUACGCUGUCGUUCAUUAUGUCUGAUGGAAAUUACUUGCUCCCUGCUAAUUAUAUUCUCUGCAUAGAUGCCGCAAGGCAGUUUGCCGAGUCUCGUGUAGGACUGGUGGAUAGGUCCAUAGGUUCACUAGACCUUAUGGUAGGUUCUUUCAACUGUUUGCAAAAGUGGACUAGUGAUGCAAAGCAAGCAGCAAAAGAAGAGGAAGUGGCCAAGAUGUUGCAAGAUAUUGGGGAAAUGUGGUUGAGGUUAGUACAAGGACUAAGGAAAGUAUGCUUGGACCAAAGAGAGGAGGUUAGAAAUCACGCACUGUUAUCUUUGCAGAAGUGCAUGACAGAAGCUGGCAAGACUCAUCUCCCAGGUGAUUUGUGGUUACAGUGUUUCGAUCAAGUGAUCUUCACCUUGCUGGAUGACCUGCUUGAUAUUUCUCAGGAACGCUCUCAAAAGGAUUACCGGAACAUAGAAGAAACACUUACUCUUGCCUUGAAGCUCUUAUUUAAAGUUUUUCUCCUAUUACUCCAAGAACUAUCACAACUGGAAGAAGCCUUCUGCAAACUAUGGGUGGGUGUGCUAAGUCAUGCGGAAAAAUACAUGAAGGUGAAAGUUAGGGGAAAGAGAAGUGAAAUGCUUCAAUUGCCUGUUCCUGAGCUUCUGAAGAACGCAUUGGUUGUUAUGAAAUCAGGGGGCAUACUAGUGGAGAGCAGUGGUUUAGCUGAAAGUAAUUUGUGGGAACUGACAUGGCUACAUAUGAAGAAUAUAGCUCCCUCAUUGCAGUCUGAGGUUUUCCAAGAGCAUGAUGCAGAACAGUUGCAGCAAAAGCAGAUUGAAACAGUUGGAGAUUUGGAAAGUGAUGCCAAAAUUUCUGUUCCUUCAAAUGAAACACUUGGCCAAGAUGGUGCCGGUAUUGGUUAAUUCUUUCUUUAUUGCCUGCACUUCCUGAACUGCAUUUUCUUUGUUCCAAAGAACCUAGCCACAUUCACAGUCCACCCUUGAUUCUUCAGAAUUUGACAUCUUUAUUAUUAUGGCUGGAGCAGGUUGAUCAAGUUAAGUAUGAAGUGAAGUUGCCUUCAUUUUGGUAUUCCAUUUUUGCCAUAUAAUAUGUAACCCCGGAGUAUUCUUGUUACUAUACUAGUGAGAUUUUUUGUUGGAGAUAUGUUAUAUACAUAGGCAUAGCUUUGAGCAAUUAUAUUUCAUUGUUGUUGGGUGCUUCUAAUAUACACACAUCUUCUCUUCACCCCUCAUUUGUUAAUUUCAAAUUUUCCUCAAAUCUAGUAUUUAGUUUUAUCAUGUUAAAUUGUACAGAACUCAAAAUGGCUCAAAGUUGCUGCUUUGGCCACUAUAUGUAAUAAGUCUUCAACUCAGGCUCACCAAUUGUUUAAUUUUGUCUUUUUUUAUUGCA